Molecule: messenger RNA, 897 nt
Organism: Soboliphyme baturini
Lineage: Eukaryota; Metazoa; Nematoda; Enoplea; Dioctophymatida; Soboliphymatidae
Source: the annotation of a GenBank genome assembly
AUGUUCGACACGUUUGUUAUCGAAGAAAAGCAUGGGUUCAAUAAGCAGACUCUGUCAUUCUUCCUCAGGGAUCAGGCGAAGAAGUUCGUUGUGUCGUUGGCCCUUCUACUGAUAGUUGUUGCCGGUGUUAUCUGGAUCAUCCAGAAGGGAGGCGACUAUUUCUUUGUCUACGUGUUUCUUUUCGCGUCUGCCGUUUUAUUCGUCAUUCUCACGAUUUAUCCAGAAUUCAUUGCGCCAUUGUUUGACAAAUACGAACUGCUGGCUGACGGGGAAUUGAAGUCAAAAAUCGAGCGACUUGCCGACAGCGUUCAGUAUCCCCUGAAGAAGAUAUUCAUAGUUGAAGGUUCGAAACGUUCAUCGCAUAGCAACGCGUACUUGUUCGGCUUUUGGAAGAAUAAACGCAUCGUGCUAUACGACACGCUUGUAGAAAGUAGACCACUGACAUCAUUGGAAUCAGACAAGAAGACGGAUACUGGUGGACAGGUGAUAAAUACGGCAAACGAGAGUACGAAAGAUAAAAAUAUUGAGGCGGAUAACAGAAUUCUCGGUAUGAAAGAUGACGAAGUAGUGGCAGUUAUUGGUCAUGAGUUGGGACAUUGGAAAUUGAGCCACAACGUAAUAAACUUGGUCAUUUCUGAGUUAACCAGUUCAGAGGAAGUAAACAUGUACAUGUUACAGCUCAUUGGUUAUUUGGGCAUCUGCUGGUCGAGGAAAAUGGAGUUUGCUGCAGACAAAUUUUCAGCUAGUGUUGGCUAUGCGCAACUGUUGCAGUCAGCUCUCAUAAAACUUUCCAAGGACAAUCUCAUAUUUCCCGUGGACGACUGGCUGUACUCUGCGUGGCAUUACAGCCAUCCUCCAAUCAUCGAGCGGAUUCGUGCUCUGAAGAAAUUUGAAUGA